AUGCGAACAACACGCGAUCUGUUCCGCGGAGACCAACGUGCGCUUUUGGCUGCGCGGCAAGAAACUCGCCAGCGAUUUCUCAGUGCAAAAGAAGAGCGCGAUCCUGCCAAGAUUGACGAGGGCUUGGAUAUGGGCGAGCAGGUGAAUUAUAUUUUGAAACACAAUGUAGUGCAAGGUGUGGCGGACAAAGAAGCCGAAAAUGCGACAUAUAAGCUACGAUUUACGGAGCACACAGAGCUGGGUUCCAAUGAUACCAUUAAGCAAGUGCGACCGGCUCCCACGCUCUCAGAGAUUGAAAAGACGAAAGGAAGGAAUGCACCAGCUCAGAUGCGCACUUUUUCUACGGGACGGCGUGUGUGUGCAUCCUCCCAGCAAGAUGGGCCUGACCCGACAGCACCUCUACCACGGCCGGUGCCGCGAUUCCCUGGUUUGGUGAUCCUGGCGGACGGAUCGUCGGUGCGUGUGACGACCACAUCGCCUCGACACAUUACACGAAUGACGCGGGACUUUACGAAUCAUCCUCUGUGGAAUCCUUUGUCCGGUGGUCGGAAUGAAGCUGAGGCUGAUGACGAUAUGGGCCGACUUGGCCGCUUCCGUCGUCGCUUCGCCGAUGAUGGCGCGGGGCAUGCGCAGAAUUCUGUUUCGUUUGACGAAAGUGAUUUGAGCUGGAUGAGUGGCGGUCGUGAAGCUCGUCCCGGCGCAGCUGUCCAGGCUAAAAAGGGCAAAGGAGGCAAAGGCAAGAAAUAG
Malassezia globosa CBS 7966 is the source of this 747-nucleotide messenger RNA. RefSeq lists its product as uncharacterized. Gene Ontology annotation, molecular function: protein folding chaperone. Lineage: Eukaryota; Fungi; Basidiomycota; Malasseziomycetes; Malasseziales; Malasseziaceae. The record is from RefSeq and is a predicted model, not a curated record. Bases 1 to 747 code for a protein of 248 amino acids. Gene Ontology annotation, biological process: mitochondrial respiratory chain complex III assembly. The transcript has a single exon. Gene Ontology annotation, cellular component: mitochondrial matrix.